AUGAUGAUAACAGGGAAGAGUGGAAGAGAAAACUGGCAGCAUGAGCUUGCCCUGGAAACGUCUGGGCUGCAGGUUAACUCCUCACUGGAAGAAGUGGUGUUGAUCCGUGUUAUCCCCGAGCAGGCCACAGGUCAAAAGGUGAAGGUUAUACAAGCUGAUUUCACUAAAAAUUCAGUGUACAAGAACAUUGAAAACAAUCUGAAAGGGUUGGAUAUUGUUGUUCUGAUUCAACCUGUCAAUGUCUUAUAGAUGACAAAAAUAGUUUUGCAACAGGUGGAACCAAGACAGAAGGGUCUAAUUCUGAAUCUGUCCUCUGGUCUGGGUACUUUCCCUUGUCCAUUCUAUACAAUAUACUGUCCAUUCAACAUAUUGUCCAUACAAUAUUCCUGUCCAUUCUGUACAAUAUACUCAGCUUCUAAGGCUUUUAUAAGCACUUUCUCCAAAGCACUACAUGCAGAGUAUAAGGGAAAGGGAGUUAUCAUAUAGGAGAUGCUGUAUCUUGUAAUGACUCCUUUUGGUGUCUCCACUACAAUGGAAAUGUACCAAAACCCAGACCUUAUUACAAAGGCAGCAGAAGAGUUUGUUGUUGAAUCACUGGAGUGUGCCACCUCUGGAGAUGAGAUUUUUGGACGUUUAGCCCAUGAAAUUCUGUUAAUUGAAUUUGAUUUGAUGAGAAAGAAAGAAUGUGUUACUAAGGCUGAUAUGGCACCAGUAAAAUUUGAAGAGAGGAAUACACAAUUCAUCCCUUUUUGGGUGUUCCACAGUGACAGACUUCAAGAAGCAGUCCUGCAUGUAUUUACCAGCUAUUUACAGAAGAAGUGGACCUGGUGGCAAGAGAAGCUUGGAGAGGUGUCUGCGAGGUGUGAGUUUUGA
Myiozetetes cayanensis is the source of this 873-nucleotide messenger RNA. It is a transcript of the gene HSD17B3, whose product is annotated as hydroxysteroid 17-beta dehydrogenase 3. Gene Ontology annotation, molecular function: oxidoreductase activity. The record is from RefSeq and is a predicted model, not a curated record. Gene Ontology annotation, cellular component: endoplasmic reticulum. Lineage: Eukaryota; Metazoa; Chordata; Aves; Passeriformes; Tyrannidae. The transcript is spliced from 9 exons.